Molecule: messenger RNA, 504 nt
Organism: Aspergillus pseudonomiae
Lineage: Eukaryota; Fungi; Ascomycota; Eurotiomycetes; Eurotiales; Aspergillaceae
Exons: 1
Coding region: 128-418 (96 amino acids)
Source: RefSeq, a predicted model, not a curated record
UUUUUCUUCGUUCAAUUCCGGUUCUAAAAAAUCUUUUUUCCCAAAACGAAAAGAAAAAACGUGCCCUAAAAAGGAACCACUCAAUUACCCACAUCACACACUCACUACGGCCGAAACGUCGUAGGCAAUGUCAUCCACCAGGAAAAUGUUCCGGUCUUGUCAUUGGCCUCGAUGGGCCCUUCCUUCUCGGCCCAGGCGAACUCUCUCGAAGUGGUCCGCCGGUCUUUCCACUGUCAAGACGACUGUCUCUCUUGGCCCAGCGUGGAUCCUCGCCACUACUCUGGAUCUAACCAGACCUGCAUUGGCUUAUCACAAACCGCCAUUCGGCCAUGUGCCUGGACCCCGAAGGCGGGCUGGUGGAGGGUUGCCUCUGCCCAGAGAAAUUUCGGGUGCUCUCGUCCGUUUGCAUAUAAGUUAACCUCGCGCCUGUCCGACUUGGCCUGCGUCGUGUCCAACGCCUCCUCACGGUCAUCUUCAUUUCCUUAGGGGUACCAAGAGUGCUUA